GCUAUAAAUUAUUUCUCUCGGUGUGCUAAAAUGAAUAUCUCAGCUAUAAACCUGGCAAUGCCACCAACCAGUCUAUCAGUCAAAUCCCGCCACGUGGCGGUAAUUGGAGCUGGUGCCGCCGGUCUCGUGGCGGCGAGAGAGCUCCGACGAGAGGGUCACUCGGUGGUCGUAUUCGAACGCGGCCACGAAGUCGGCGGCACUUGGGUCUACACCCCUCAAGUCGAACCCGACCCUUUGGGACUAGACCCAGACCGACCCAUCAUUCAUUCUAGCCUCUAUAGCUCUCUUCGAACCAACCUCCCGAGAGAAGUCAUGGGGUACAUCGAUUUCCCCUUCGUGACCCGACCCGGCGAGAAUAGGGAUCCGAGGAGGUACCCUGGUCAUAGGGAAGUCUUGUUGUAUUUGAAGGAUUUUGCAAGAGAAUUUGGGGUUGAAGAAAUGGUGAGAUUCGAGACUGAUGUGAUUAAAGUUGGAAUUUUGGGGGAUGGGAAAUGGAAAGUAAGGUCCAAAAAGUCCAGUUUUAACGAUAAUAAUGAGAUUAUUAGUAAAAGUAACGCUGAAUUUGAUGAUGAGAUCUAUGAUGCUGUUGUUGUCUGUAAUGGACAUUACACUGAGCCUCGUAUUGCUGAUAUUCCAGGCAUUAAUUUAUGGCCAGGAAAGCAAAUGCAUAGCCAUAAUUACCGCAUUCCGGAGCCUUUUAGAGAUCAAGUUGUAAUUGUAAUAGGGAGUUCCGCAAGUGCAGUUGACAUAUGUAGGGACAUAGCUCCGUUUGCCAAAGAAGUACAUGUUGCAUCUAGAUCAGUGGCGGAUGAAACAUAUACGAAACAGCCUGGUUACAAUAAUUUGUGGUUUCAUUCCAUGAUAGAUCAUGCACAUGAAGAUGGUGCGGUGGUUUUCCGAAAUGGGAAAACAGUGCUUGCUGAUCUCAUUAUGCACUGCACUGGGUACAAGUAUCACUUCCCUUUCCUUGACACAAAAGGCAUUGUGACUGUGGACGAUAAUUGUCUUGGACCACUAUACAAGCACGUCUUUCCCCCAGCCUUAGCCCCAUACCUUUCAUUUAUUGGGAUACCAUGGAAGAUUGUUCCUUUCCCCUUAUUUGAGUUUCAAAGCAAAUGGAUAGCCAGUAUUUUGUCCGGUCGUAUUACACUUCCAUCACAAAAGGAAAUGAUGGAAGAUAUUCUAGCAUUUUACUCGACACUCGAAGUCUCUAGCAUACCAAAACGGUAUACUCAUUGCAUUGGUCAAUCUCAGUUUGAGUACAAUAAUUGGCUUGCUACACAAUGUGGUUGCCAAGGUGUUGAAAAAUGGAGAGAAGCAAUGUAUUCUAUGGCUUCGGUGAAUCGGAGUCUUCGACCAGAGAUGUACCGUGAUGAAUGGGAUGAUCACCACCUGGUUUCAGAAGCUUAUGAGGAUUUCAUGAAGUACCCUUCAGCAUCAAACCUUUAGAGACAAAAAAUUGAAAAAUAAAAAUCAAUUUACAAUGGUGAAGAAUGUCAGUCACCCUGUUGUAUACAACCCGGGUCUGUACCGUGGCAGGGUACUAUUCUACCACUAGACCACUGGUGCUUGUGUGAUGAAAGUCUCGAUAUACAUAAAUCUAUCACAAGAGUUAUUAAACGAAGAGAAUUGAAGGAGAAUCAACUAUAUGAAUUUUAUUGAAUAUAGAUCUUCCACUAUCAUCUAUACAUCAAUUGCAACUAUUCUUGUA
Messenger RNA from Gossypium raimondii (Peruvian cotton), 1711 nucleotides. Its product is annotated as flavin-containing monooxygenase FMO GS-OX-like 4. NCBI's taxonomy places the organism in Eukaryota, Viridiplantae, Streptophyta, Magnoliopsida, Malvales, Malvaceae. The transcript has 7 exons. The coding region runs from base 31 to 1449 and encodes 472 amino acids. The record is from RefSeq and is a predicted model, not a curated record. Gene Ontology annotation, molecular function: flavin adenine dinucleotide binding; N,N-dimethylaniline monooxygenase activity; NADP binding.